AUGUCUUUCAGACGGGCACCUCUCGUGAGCCUUGCUCUCACGCUGUUGCCGUUGGUUGUGGCUGAUGACCACCCCUACGUCGCCGAUUCAGUAUGCGACUGCUAUUUGACCAACACAUCAGAGAGCUACUUCAGCAACCACUUGUUCUUCGACUUCCGCAACCUCGGCCAAUACGCCGGGGUCCCAGAUGCCCUCACGGACUGGGAUACGAGCGCCAACGCAAACACAACAUCCGACUACUUCAAUACGGACGCAUGGAACGCGAUAUGGGGUAUCCAGAACUGGAACAACACAGAUCGUAAGGGGAAAGACGGCAACGACGCCACGGUGAACAUGGUCAACUCGCCCAACAACAUUUACAUUGAGAAGAACAACGACAAGGACGCCACCUCGGACACCUUUAUGAGCAUGCGCACCGUCCGCUUCGAAGACUUCCAGUCCUCGGCCGAGAUGGAGUCCGUCUCCAUGGGCUACCACUUCGUCUCGGUCCGCAUGCUCGCCCGCACCCUCGGCGACCCGGGCGCCUGCACCGCACUCUUCACCUACCGCGAGGCCGACAAGUACGCCAACGUGCAGGAGGCCGACAUUGAGGUGCUCACCAAGGACCCGGACGACCGCAUCCAGUACACCAACCAGCCGUCGUUCGACUCGAGCGGCAACACCAUCGACAAGUCAACGCAGAACGGCACCAUGCCCAAGGGCACUUCGUGGCGCGACUGGGCCGUCCACCGCCUGGACUGGGACGCAAAGGACAGCACCUGGCUCGUCGACGGGUCCGAGGUGUCGAGCAUCUCCUUUCAGGUGCCCCGCGACCCCAGCCGCGUCAUGCUCAACUCGUGGAGCGAUGGCGGGUCGUGGUCUGGCGUAAUGGAGGUCGGGCACUCGGCCGUCAUGCAGAUCCAGUGGAUCGAGAUGGUUUUCAACUCCACGGAAUCGUCCUCGAAGCGUGACGUCCUCGAUAACAGCUUCCACCAAGCCGGUCUCGGUCCCAGAGGUCAGCUGGACCGCCGCCGCGGCGAGGGCAAGUGCCAGAUCGUGUGCAGCAUCGAUUCGUCCAACACGAUUGGCGCAGCGGUGAUGCUACACAACGGUACGGCGCCCGGGCAGCUUCUGGGACAGUCGAGUGCCAUGGCUUUCUGGGUGCCCGUGGCCUUGAUGUCGGCCAUGUUUUACCAGCUGUGGGCGUGA
This is a messenger RNA of Colletotrichum tamarilloi, 1188 nucleotides long. RefSeq lists its product as uncharacterized. Bases 1 to 1188 code for a protein of 395 amino acids. The record is from RefSeq and is a predicted model, not a curated record. Gene Ontology annotation, molecular function: hydrolase activity, hydrolyzing O-glycosyl compounds. The transcript has a single exon. NCBI's taxonomy places the organism in Eukaryota, Fungi, Ascomycota, Sordariomycetes, Glomerellales, Glomerellaceae. Gene Ontology annotation, biological process: carbohydrate metabolic process.